Messenger RNA from Podarcis raffonei (Aeolian wall lizard), 3407 nucleotides. It is a transcript of the gene PRRG1, whose product is annotated as proline rich and Gla domain 1. The record is from RefSeq and is a predicted model, not a curated record. Gene Ontology annotation, molecular function: calcium ion binding. Bases 120 to 800 code for a protein of 226 amino acids. The transcript is spliced from 4 exons. Gene Ontology annotation, cellular component: extracellular region. Lineage: Eukaryota; Metazoa; Chordata; Lepidosauria; Squamata; Lacertidae.
UUCCUUUCGGCAGCUCUCCGGGCGCCCCCUCUCCUGUAUCCGGUGAUCCUCGCUGUUGGAAAGGGGAGGUCUCCUUCCUGCCUGCCGCAGGAGUUGCUUGCUGACCUCUCCAGACAGCAAUGCUAAACAUGGAUGGUGUGUUCAUCUCAGAGACUAAAGCCAAUUCUGUCCUGAAAAGAUAUCCGCGGGCUAAUGGGUUUUUGGAGGAAUUAAAGCAAGGAAACAUUGAACGUGAAUGCUUUGAAGAAAUUUGUAAUAGAGAAGAGGCAAGGGAAGCUUUCGAAAAUGAUGAGAAGACGAUGGAGUUCUGGAAGGACUACACGAAGAGGCUCAAUGGAGAAAUCAAUGGAGGACAUAACUGGUAUCCAUUUUACCUUGUGAUUCCAUUAAUCAUUGGCUUUUUCGUUAUCCUUAUCAUAUUUAUCACAUGGAGGUGCCUGUUCAGAAAGAAAAUGCAUAGACGUUCCAUGUAUGCCCAUAGCAGAACCAGAGAAGUCACAGGAGACAGAACUGUUGCAGAUGGAAGCAGUCCACUUCCUCAGCCACUUAGCAUCCUUCAUUCCCCCCAGGAAGAAAUGUUUGAAGGCAAUGGACACUCUCCAGGAUAUCUGAGCUACACAGACGGACGUUCAGACUCAAUAUCAAUCAGGCUGUCAAAUUACGACCCACCGCCAUCGUAUGAGGAAGUGGCUGGUGCAAAUGGCCCGAGGAGAAAGGAAGCGGCAAAUCACUCGGACCCACCGCCUCAAUAUGAAGACAUUGUGAAUAGCAUUUCAGUAACUCCUGUUACCACUAAAUGAAGCAGCGAGAAUUCUGGGCCCAUUCUUUUAAAGGGGAUGAGGAGGGAAGCCUAAUACCUUUUUAGCACUUUAUUGCAGCUUAAUUAUAUAUUUCCAAGAUUGGUAAUGCUAACACCACUUCCUCUUCCGUGUCCCAGAUUAGUUUUGUUCCACAUAUUCCCCCAGCCCUGGAAACAAUGCAGUCUUUGAUACGGUUGUGCAUACUUCCAGAGGUGCAAUUUCUGUCUUUCUAUAUUGCUGGAAGUGAUCUUGCAGCAGACCUAAAGGGCUCCCUAACCACAGGCACACACACACACACACACACAAAUCUAAAACCAAAAAAGGCCAAUAAUUUUUGUCCUUUUGCUUGUUGUGCUUUAUAAGCCACACCCAACAGAAACCAGUUAAGCCAGCUGGCAUAAAUGGUGAUAGCUGCCUCUGCCAAAGAGAGCACAUUGCCCUAAGUAAGGUUGAAACGUUUUGACAAAUAACACUUAGUACAGUUGUGAGAAAUGUGGUAAACUACUGAUUAAUUUUAGGUUCCAGCAAAAAAAAAAAAAAAAAGAGGCCUCUGCUCCUGAGGUGGAGUAUAAUAGUACUGCAUAUAUUUUUCCGAUUAUGCAAACUAGAAACACAUACUGAUAGUAAUUAAUUUUGUUCCUGUCUUCAGUGCAGCUAUAACAACCUAUCUGCCAGAGGAAAGGUUAAGAGACAAUAGAUUACAGGGGAAGGGAGCUUUUUCUGUGAUUGACAUAAGAUGUAAUAAGCCCUGUACAGAAGCUCUCUCUUUCCUACUUUCUGUGGGAAGUGUGUUGACUUGAGAGCCCAGUGUACUAAUUAUCCCAUGACCAGUGGGAGUAUACCUUAUCAGUAUUUUGUUGCAGUUCAAUGAAUUGUUCCACGUUUGUAUUCAUUUCAUAUUUUACACACUAUGAAAUGGCCUAUUGUUUUUUUUAGUAACAAUACUCAAUUCUGACCCGCCUGUGCUUUUUCACUUCACAGAGAUGCUGUUAAGAUCUGACUGGUCUCUUGUUUAUGCAUGCUGGCUUUUAAAAGCAGAUAAGAGGUGAUGCUUAAAUCACCAGAAAUCUAUAAACCAGAAACUUUAUUCCAAAAGCAGCGCUGAGAAAGUGCUGCUUCUCUUCGCCCACCCCUUUACCAGGGUUUCCCCCCUUUUUAAUAGCAGCUCUUAUUUCUCAAUGAGGGAGGGUAGGAAAAUGAGUGAGAAAUGUGAAGGUGGGGACCCUUGCCUGUACAUAUUUAUCUCUUAAAACCAAUUGUUUUGAGCCAUUCGUGGCGAACUACAACAGUACAUGAAGGUAAGAAGAGGGUGAUUUCCCCCCCUGUAACCUGGUGUCCUCCAGGUGUUUCAUAUUACAAGUUCUAUCAUCACUGACAAUUGACCAGGCUGGCUGGGGCUGGUGGGAGUUGUGGUCAAAAACAUCUGAUGGGCAGAAGAUUGUGCAGUGCUGCCCUAAAGCUUUUCAGUCUGGCUAACCAGACAAGAGUGACUCUGGCAACCUUUCUCAUACUUGGCCCCCCGUUUUCCUAAGCUGAAAUUGAAGGCAUUCUAUAGUGGUGAUUUGCAUAGAUUUGCCCAGAAAGUAAUCUCUUCUGAAGGCAGGUACGUCUACUGCAUUUCUGCAUUAUGGGUGUUAUUUGGAUCAUUCAGCCACUGUUAUUAAAUAAAUAUUACGCAGAGACCCAAGAGCAGUGUGUUUUACACAAGAGCAUCAGAGUGAUCAAAACUACACCCCCAGCGCAGAACCGCGGGCAAAUUACUUGCCUCUCUCACAGGGUCGUUGGCAAGAAGACAUGGCCACUGUCUCAAAGGAACGCUUUUAACAACUUAUUUCUCUCAACACACUUGUGAUUCUCUCACAGUCACAGUAGUUUGCGCUAACACAUAUUUUGGGAAUGACUGGUUGAUGUAUUCUUCAAGUUAAAACAGUAUAGGCACACUUUCAGAUUUGGAUUUAGCAUAUCGUAUGAAUGGAAGAAAGCUUAAAUUGUCGAACCUGUUAGAAAAUAGAAUUGUGGUUUCCCCCCCCCCCCACACACAACUCUCUUCAGCUUCCAUGUUGGCGGGAGGUGUUCUAUUGACAAUGGGUUGGAUCCAAGCAUAGUUGUGCUUGAAGCAGAGCCAGUGGAAUCAAUGGGACUCAGCUGUGACUGAAGUUCCACUGACUUCAAUGAGUCUUAAGUCUAGAUCCAACUCGCAAGGUGCAUAUGAUCUUAAACUUGAGGUCACCGAUCAUUGUGGUUACGCCAAGUGUACUAAGUAGAAUAAAAGUGGGGUGAUUAGCUGUAGGCCCAUGUGCACAUUCUCCUCCCCACACCCUGUUUUCUUUCCUGGCUACUAUAUCUCCUUUCUUGCUUCCCUGUGUGUUCCCAUUUUGUGUUUGCACUCAUUUCCCCAGUUUUUGGACUCUGGAUUCUGAGCCACAGUGGUAAUGUGAGUACAGAAUCAAGAAGCGGCCCUUCGUGUCUGUGUGUAUUUUUCAGAAGCAUUGUUCCAGAGCAAGAAGGGGCCUGUGUCUAUCCCUUUUUGGGUUCCAGCAAGGUGCAUUGCUUUUUGGCAGCAGUAACAACCAUGGUGGGGGGAUAAUUUUACCUUUCUGCUUCGGG